This is a messenger RNA of Brassica napus (rape), 5973 nucleotides long. Its product is annotated as receptor like protein 24-like. Lineage: Eukaryota; Viridiplantae; Streptophyta; Magnoliopsida; Brassicales; Brassicaceae. Gene Ontology annotation, molecular function: protein binding. The transcript has a single exon. The record is from RefSeq and is a predicted model, not a curated record. Bases 1760 to 4411 code for a protein of 883 amino acids.
AGGCCUAGUCUAGUGGUGAAAGACACAACCGUUCGAAGUGAAAAGUCAUGUAUCUCUAACAAGUGGCAACCAUAAUAUUAUAGAAGAAUUGUUAUUUAUUAUUAAUUUCCUAGAUUGUUGUAUCCUAUGAACCAAUGCAGACAAUAAGAUAAAAAAGUGCAUAUUUAUAUAUUUUGACAAUUUAUUUUAAACCAAUAAAAUUUUUAAGAUGAAAAGACAUAAUGUUAAAAUGAAAAGUUACAUUUUAAAUUACAUUUUGAUAAGUUCUUUUAAACUAAUGCAAUUUUAAGAUUAAAAGAUAAAUUGUUAAAUGAAAAGAUAUAUACUUUUACAUUUUGACAAUUUUUUGAACCAAUACAACUCUUAAAAUGAAAACACACAACCUUUAAUCAAAAGUCACCUAAAUGAACAAACACAACUUUUAAUAAGAAUUGAAAUUCCUAUAAAAACACACAACCUUUGGAAUUAAUUAGGAUUGCUAUUAUUAGUAGAUAUGUAUAUACAUUUCUAGUCUUUUUAUCUCAUCCUCAUCUAGGCCCUCUGGGGUUCCCUGAGCUAUGAAUAAUUGAUAUCUGAUCCAAGGGUGUCCCUGAUAUGUUGGGGGCCAAAAGUAAUUUGUAAGAGUUUUUAAGAAAUUUUUUUUACAAAUUUGAGAAGUUUUUUUCCAUGUAAUUUUUUUUAAAAAAAUUGGGGGUUCUAUGCCAAUGUUUCACUUUGAUAUGCUCAGGAUCAUCUCUGAUCUGAUAGUAAGUUUUUUGGAAUUAGAAAACAUAAUCACUUAAAAUGAAUAACAAAUAGUGGUCUAUAUAUGGUAAUCAAAACGACUGGUUACAAGGUGAUUUCCCACACCUAUACAGACUUUAUAGAUUUGGAAUACAAAGUCUGAAGUGGAGCAAGCAAUGGUCCUCACUUCCUGAAUCUAUUGGUCUCUUGAAUAAACUGACUGCACUCAACUCGCGUCACUUCACUCUUGAUAGAAGAAAAAGUCUCGAAACAUAGUAGGAUAAAAAAAAGCAAACGCCAGAGAACUUAACGCUUAAAAAAUGCCACUACUAGAAGAGAAGACAGAUACAUACAAAAUAAAAUCUUUUUUUUGUAACAAAAAUUUCAUUAAUUCAAUUCUAAAGCGUUUCGACGAUACUUCCGGUUGUAGUCGACGACAGUAAGAUGAACAACAAUAACCGGAAAACAAUACAACACGGGAUAGAAGUGUUGAUACAUCAAAGUCAACUUGGCUUGACUUAAGCAGAGGAUUGAAACAGUCUUGGGUUUUAAAAAUAAACCAAGAGAUGAAGCAAUAAGUAAAAAAAAGAUGAAAACAUCGAAUCCGAAUAAUCACAGAGUUGUACUCCGUUAAUUCACAUAUAUCUCCACCCGACAUUUGCUGAUGACGCGUUUAGUGUGUGGCACGUGUAAGGGUGUUCGUUAGCUACGCCAUAACGUGUGACCACUUUGGUCUUUAACUGGCCCUCAAGUUACCAAGUCUUGAAACAUGACAAUUCACUAUAUGUGAACAUAUGUGAGAGAGAUUUCAAAAUUGAUGUCUUUCCAAUCCACGUUUUUCACUUCAUGAUUUGAAUGGCAAUUAGCCACUUAGCCAUACUGUACCCCAACCCAAAAUACAAAAACUUCUAAAUCAAAUUGUAUGGGUGAGAUAGCUUCAGUUGAAACCCACGUAUCUUUUAUUUAUACCACCAACCUUCCCUCUCAUUUUUCUUAAACCAAAAUAACUCUUCUUCAAAAAGUUUUCAUAAAGACCAUGUCUGAAUCACAUAUGCUCUUGCAUUUUCUCUCGCUAAUCUUGCUCUGCUGUGUCUUCCCUUCAAGAUCCUUCGAUUUACAUAUCGAUAAUAGUAGUUAUGUUGCUUGUGGUCCCCAUCAGUCUCAAGCUCUCGCUGAUUUCAUGAACGAGUUUGAUAGCAGCCAGUGCAACCUCACUGAUCCCUAUAAUGGAGUCUGGUGCGAUAACUCGACCGGUGUGGUCACAAUGCUACGACUCAGGGACUGCCUCAGUGGAACUCUAAUGCCUAACAGUAGCCUGUUCAGAUUACACCAUCUUCGUUACCUUAACCUCCGUCAUAACAACUUCAUCCCAUCUUCACUUCCUUGGGAAUUUGGCAAUCUCAGCAGGUUAGAGUUCUUAUCUCUUAAGAAUAAUAGCUUUGAAGGCCAAGUUCCUUCCUCGUUUAAUAGCCUAAGCCUUCUUUCCCAUUUAUCUCUUUCCCGAAACGAGCUCACUGGUAGUUUCCCACUUGUAAGGAAUCUAACAAAGCUCUCGUUUUUAAGCCUUUCUAACAAUCAUUUUUAUGGAACUCUGAAUCCCAACAGUACUAGCCUAUUUGAGUUGCACCACCUUCGUUACCUCUAUCUAAGUUACAAUAACUUCAAUUCCUCAAUUCCUUCUGAAAUCGGAAUCCUCAACAGACUAGAGGUCAUUUCUCUUUCCUCCAACGACUUUUCCGGGCAAGUUCCUCCAACAAUUAGUAACCUAACCUCGUUAACCGAAUUAUACCUUGAAGACAACCACCUCACUGGUAGUUUCCCACCUGUACAAAAUCUAACCUUGCUCUCUGUUCUAUAUCUUACCGUGAAUCACUUCUCUGGAACCAUUCCAUCUUCUCUCUUCACCAUGCCUUCCUUAUCAAUUCUCGGUCUGAGAGAAAAUGAUCUAACCGGAUCUAUUGAAUUUCCUAACUCUUCUACCCCAUCUAGGCUCGAGAAAAUGUACCUUGGGAAUAACCAUUUUGAAGGAAAAAUCAUAGAGCCUAGCUCAAAACUCAUCAACCUCACACACCUAGACCUUUCUUUCCUUAACACAAGUUACCCGAUUGACUUAAACCUCUUCUCCUCUCUCAAAUCUUUGUUGCACCUUGAUCUUUCUGGUAACAGUAUAUCUCCAGCUAGUUUAGAUGAUACAAAUUUAGACAUCCCAAUAAACCUGGAGAUUUUGUUGUUACAAGGCUGCGGCAUCACUGAGUUCCCAAAUAUCUUAAAGAUCCUUGAGAAGUUGGUGUUUAUAGACUUGUCCGACAACAUAAUCAAAGGCGAAGUCCCCGAGUGGUUAUGGAAGCUUCCUCGUCUAAACACAGUGUUUCUUUCAAAUAAUUCGUUUAAUGGUUUCCAAGGUCCAGUGGAUGUUUUGGUAAAUUCAUCGGUGAAGAAUUUAUUUAUGGAGAAAAAUUGUUUUGGAGGAGCAAUUCCUAUUCUACCACUCUCUAUCAACGCCUUUUUUGUGUCAGGCAAUAGUUUCACAGGGAGCAUACCUCUUUCAAUCUGCAACUACAGAUCUCUCACGCAAUUGAUGCUAGGUUACAACAGCCUCACGGGUUCAAUCCCUCAAUGCUUGAGUAACUUGACGUUUGUGAAUCUUCGGAAGAACAACUUGGAAGGAAGUAUUCCUGACGCCUUUCAUAUCAGUUCUUCUCUACGAUCACUUGAUGUUGGACACAAUCUACUCACCGGGAAACUUCCAAGAUCUCUUCAAAAUUGCUCAUCUCUAGAGUUUCUAGUUGCUGACCACAACAGCAUCAAAGACACAUUUCCUUUUUGGCUCAAGGCUUUACCAAAUUUGCAAGUACUAAUCCUCAGUUCAAACAAAUUCUAUGGUUCGAUAUCUCCUCCUGGUCAUGGUCCUCUCGGGUUUCCAGAGCUGCGUAUAUUUGAGAUAUCUGAUAAUAAGUUUACUGGAAGCUUGCCACCAAGGUAUUUUGUCAAUUGGAAAGCAUCAUCACUUACGAUGAAUGAAGAUGGUGGUCUAUAUAUGGUAUACACAAAAAGGACUUAUGGGAUACUAUCCUAUAUCCAUAUAGAAACUAUAGAUUUGCAAUACAAAGCUCUACGCCAAAGGAGGGUUCUUACCUCAUAUGCCACUAUUGAUUUUUCUGGGAAUAAAAUUGAAGGACAGAUUCCUGAAUCAAUUGGUCUCUUGAAAGCAUUGAUUGCACUCAACUUAUCAAACAAUGCCUUCACAGGCCGUAUUCCUCUGUCUCUCUCCAAUCUGGGAAAGCUCGAGUCACUAGACCUAUCAAGCAACCAACUCUCAGGGACUAUUCCUAAUGGCCUUGGAACCCUCUCGUUUUUGGAGUACAUAAAUGUGUCUCACAACCAACUCAAGGGUGAAAUACCACAAGGAACACAGAUCAUUGGACAAACUCAAUCUUCAUUUGAAGGGAAUGCAGGGCUUUGUGGUCUCCCUCUCCAGGAAUCUUGUUUUGGGGCUAUUGCGCCACCGAGACAACAACCUCCGGAAGAAGAUAAAGAAGAGGAGGAACAAGUGUUGAACUGGAAAGGUGUGGGAAUAGGGUAUGGACCUGGAGUGUUGCUUGGAUUGGCAAUAGCACAAGCCAUUGGUUCAUACAAACCGGAGCGGCUCGUCAAGAUAAUUGGUCCCGGUAAACGCAGAAACCGUUAGGUAUAUUUUCAGUUUGAGUAUGAUCCUUCAAUGUAUGUCAAGUGGUUGAUGAUCCCUCUUGUAUGGAAGCAUCUAUUUAUGUUUGUUGUAUCAUUAUCUGAUGCUUUGCUUAUAUAUCGUUUGUUGGUGGCGUUACAACGAAGCAAAUUUCCUAUGGUUUUUCUUGUAUCUUUAUCCAAUGCUUUGUUCUGGUUUCAUAUGUGUUUUUUUUUUUUAUAAUUUUGGUGUGAUCUCAAAGGAUUUCUAGGCCCAAAGAUUAAUCAUCCAAGAAGCCUAUAGAAAUUCGGAUUUUUUUGCUACUUAAGCGUCUAUGGGUGGCCAAGGGGAUUUUCAUGUGCUUUAAAAUUAAGAAAUCUGAAUCUUUUCUAGUCAUAUUUGUUUAUUCUUACUCCAAUUCUUUUGAGUGAGAUAAUGAUAUAAAAAGCCUCGAAACAGAGGCGUGAGAGUAAAAACAAACGACAGGGUAUUUGUCAAUUGUCAUUGACGGAGCCGAGCUAUAGAACGGGUAUGGGUUUUAUUUUGUAUGAGCUUGAUAGGGAAGUAAUCUGCGGACAACGCAAGGGCCCACCAACAUCCUCUCCACUCCAUGCCAUGCGGAGGCAGACAGUCCAUGCUGGGCGAUGAAGGAGGUGAGCAACCGUGGACUCCAUCAAGUGAACUUUGAGUCCGACUGCCAACAACUUGUGCAAAUUAUCCAAUUGGCGAAACCUUAGCCUGCUCUAGACCCUGAACUGGAUGAAAGUGGAGCACACUUCACUUAUCAAAAAAAAUUUGGAGCACUUCGAUCUUCUUUUUAUGGUUUCACUCUCAAUUUUAUUCUCUGCUCUUUAAAUAUCCAAACGUAUAGUCUUGCCAAAGACGUCCGAUUACGUGUGGAGAACUACACUUUAGUAGACGUUAAGGAUCUCCUGAGAUUAGCGCAUGAGACUAGCUUGUAUGGAACAUGAAACUUUUGAAGACAAAAACGAAAAAAAUAAUAAUGAAACACAAAAGAUUUGAUAUGUUGGUGUUUUUUCCUUAAAAAUUUGACUUUAUUCGUGUCUUCUUUUGUUAUAACUUUGUUUAUCUCUCUUAACACAAAUUCAUAACCCACAUAUGACAUAUGUAAUAAUGAUUUAUCAACAAAAAGUAGGCAUAUCGCUUCUCGAGUUUAGCAAUUAUAUCACAAGUAAACGUGGUUAACAACUAAUUUGGUCUCAUAUUUUGAUCACGUUUCUCUUCCUAAUUCUAGUCAAAAGUUUCCUCCACUUUUGUCCGAGCAUGAACACUGGCAUUUUCAAACACAAUCACUCUAGUUCAGUUUCGUUUGAAAAAAACCAACUCGUUUUUUAUUCUGACGUGCAUGUUCCACUAAUCGGAUAACAAUCUACGCGUCAUAAAAUUGUCGGCCGUUAUUCCACCAACGUACGGGAUUAUUAUGCACACAUUCCCAUUCAAAUAGUAUACUGUACUACUGUAUAGUGUACUACAAGAAAACAGCGAUAUUCUGACGGAUAUUCCGACGGAAAAUGAAAUCCUCGGAAUAUACCGAGGAAUUUCCGAGGAAAUUCCGAGGAAACACA